Belonocnema kinseyi is the source of this 2994-nucleotide messenger RNA. Its product is annotated as box A-binding factor-like. Lineage: Eukaryota; Metazoa; Arthropoda; Insecta; Hymenoptera; Cynipidae. Bases 215 to 2380 code for a protein of 721 amino acids. Gene Ontology annotation, biological process: positive regulation of transcription by RNA polymerase II; negative regulation of transcription by RNA polymerase II; cell fate commitment. The record is from RefSeq and is a predicted model, not a curated record. Gene Ontology annotation, molecular function: RNA polymerase II cis-regulatory region sequence-specific DNA binding; DNA-binding transcription factor activity, RNA polymerase II-specific; zinc ion binding. The transcript is spliced from 9 exons.
GCACAUCCAUCCGACACAUUAUCGUCAGUCGUGUCGAUGGUACAUGGCAGGUCGAUAGUGAAUUAUUCUAGAUAUCACAUAUCAAUCAGAAAUAUAUCCGAGAUAGCGAGCACUUUGAUAUUACAAUCAUUGCGACGGGCACGUGUUUCUUCGAUUCAAAACCGAGUCGGAUUUCGCGGGUUUUUUCGUUUUUAUCAGCGCGCAGCUUCACCUAAUGCGGCACGCAGCAACAGAAAUUAAGGAAACGAUGAAGGAGACUCUCUCGAAACAGGAUAUAAAAUUAGAGUGGGAGGACCGACGUUCAUCCGGAAACAGUUCUCCUCAGGUGACGAGAAUGUCCGAGGAACAAACAACUGGAAGUCCACAAAGCGUCAUCACGACUCGAAGGUAUACCCGGACGAUCACAGCCACAGGCCACAUCACCGAGACGAUAGCUAGUCAAGAACCACAUUCUCCGGAAACAAAUUCAAACAUGAAACAGGUUAUCCAGCAGCAGAAAAUACACGUUAAGGAUGAAAAUUCUGAUCAGCGAAGAUAUCAAGAGGAGAUGCAACAUCAUGCAGACCAUGUACCAGUUUCUCCUCAUGGUAGUCCCAAUCAGCAACACGUGGGAGAUCAGCAUCCUGUUAUUUUCUCAAUCAGCAACGGACAGGAACUCCAGGUUGAAGCUGUUGAACCUUCUGAAGCAAGGAAAGAACCACCUAGGUACGAAUCUGCAAUUCCGGAGAGAUCAGAAAGUGAGAGGAUCUUCCUUUUCUCCAAGGAUCCAGAAAUGAGAAGAGAUAGUCACGUGAUUGCUCUCCAAGUUCAGGAACAUCGCAGACAUCAGGUCCAUCAUCAUAGAAUCAGUCCUCACCAGAAUAAUGAACAGGGAAGAUAUCAGCAUUCACCUGUCAAUGCUUCCAAUGAGGAUUAUGAUUCAACUGUUAUGGUUGUUCAACCUGGUGGUGUUCAACUGACAAACUCAUCAGCUACUUAUUCGCCACCGACUGAAUUAAGAACUAGCCAACAUCAACAAAUCAUCAAUGCUGCCUACGCUGAAGCGGCAAACGGCACUGUCAAGUAUGAUACAGAAACUACUACUGCUGCUGAUAGUAUAAAAGUCUCUAGUACUUAUACAACCCUAGAAACUGCAGCUCUUGCACCUCCUCAAGCAGUUCCUUAUAAUCAGUACCUUGUAGCUGCUGAUGCUUUCCAACAACCUGGUGGAUAUAGUUACACCAAAUCCGGAGAAUUUUUCUUCUUGCCAACUAGUAAUCCGUCCGGAAUAAGAGCUGAGGUGGAACCGCCAGCUUAUAUAAAAAGUGAUCCAACCCUGACAUCGUCAUCGCUCCUCAAUUCUCGAACUGUAGCUCUUCAGUAUCAACCAGGUUCUCCAGGUUCACAAAUGGACCUUUACAGUACAGGUGGCACGGUUUCUUAUCCAUAUCCAAAAUCUGUAAACGAACACUAUUGGUCCAGUGGACCAGGAUCGCCUCCAGGACUGGAAUGUGGACAAGGUUACCCAGGUGUAACGAUAUCACCUAGUGAUGCUGGAAGUGUCAACACGGGAGCUUAUUCUGGUGGUUCCUACAUCACCUCUGGACCAAAUGGACCACCAUCACCAUGGGGGAUACAUCUUCCUAGUUCUAUGGACUCUGGGUUGGACGAACAAGUCUUAAAUUCAGAAAUGAAGGAAUGUGUCAACUGUGGGGUCAUGGGAACACCACUAUGGAGACGAGAUGUCACUGGAAAUUAUCUCUGCAAUGCCUGUGGUCUUUAUAACAAAACAAAUGGAGUUAGCAGACCACCUAUUCGUUGUGCAAAACCAAAACAGGCCAUCACACCGGGCGGUGGAAGAAGACCAGGAGUAAGAUGUGCAAAUUGCGGGACAAGCAACACAACCCUCUGGCGAAGAAACAAUAACGGAGAACCAGUUUGCAAUGCCUGUGGUCUUUACUUCAAACUACACAGUGUGAAUCGACCAAUGAGUAUGAAGAAAGACGGAAUUCAGACGAGGAAAAGGAAACCGAAAAACCAUGCCAGUAUGGGAUCAGGCCUUGGCGGACCAAGUGGUAUACACAAGACCGAGAUUAAGUCCAGCUUACUCGUGGACUCGAAGCUGCAGUUGAGUAUGUAUUCAAGUGGCGGUAAGGGUGGAGGGGGCAACGAUCAUUAUUCUCCUGUCGGUACAUUGACGACUUCACAUUUAGGACAUGCUCAUUCGCCCCUUGCAUUACCUUCUGCCGCAGUUUUGAAUCGUCAAACUACCCUAACACAAAAAAAAAUUCUCUCCUCUCUCCAAGGCGCCGGCACAGAGCAGACUAUCAUGGAUUAUUCACUUUUCAUUAGGAGGAAUCUAGAAACAAUCAAGAGAAAAAAGAACGCGUGCCACCUCUAGAGCCAAUCCAUAGUCGAGCAAGUAGUGACCUCACGACGGUCAUAACAUCAACGACAGCAGCAAUGCAUACCGACAGAUCUUGAGGUGGUUCGAGUCUCAAGACUCGAGACAUCCUCCGAUAAAUUCGAAACUUGCCUUACCGGUUGCGAUCUGCCUUACCUGGUUUCAAAAUUUCCGCGCCCUGAAUUCGUUCGCCAUCUCGUGCAGAAUAACUCAAGUUUUCCAUUUCAAACGAGUCACCAUGCCAAAAACUCAUAAAAUCAGAAAAAAAGCAUUUUUUAUGCCUAAAAAAUUUUAGACCAUUUUUCUCCUUUAUUGCUUAAUUACUUUUAAGUAUCUGCGAUCUAUUAUAAUAAAAAAUAUACACUAGACUACAAGAAUUAAUAAAAUUAUCUGAAGUAUAUUUUUUAAAUAUUGUAAUGAAAAUGGAAGUUGACAGAAGAGAGUUACAAUAAUUUGUAUGUACAUAGCUUUUGUAACACUUUGUCCAAAAAUUUGUUUAGAUUUAAGUAUGAAAAUUACCCCAAAGAGUAAUAUAUAAAUAUUAUAUAUCGUAGGGAGUGUAUUAAUAGACAAAUGUGACGUAAAAACAUACAAUUUUGGAUAAAAUUUAA